Molecule: messenger RNA, 3055 nt
Organism: Lentinula edodes (shiitake mushroom)
Lineage: Eukaryota; Fungi; Basidiomycota; Agaricomycetes; Agaricales; Omphalotaceae
Exons: 2
Coding region: 102-2735 (877 amino acids)
Source: RefSeq, a predicted model, not a curated record
CACAGCUAUUUUGUUACAAGCGCCCGUGUAUAUAUAUGCUUCACUAAUUGGCUUUGGUUUUCUGAUUGCUUGCGGCCUUCCCCCACUGCAACUCUUGAAGCAUGGCAUCUUUUUUAGACACUACGCUUCAAACUAUCACAUCCGUUCAAAAUCAGAUCAACAGUGCGAAAUGUCGGCUAUCGCAGUCCAUUCUGGAUGCGAAACAAGAGCUAACUACUCUAUACAGCGAGAAGCGAGCCUUAGAAGAGGAAGCGCGACGUGCUCUCGGAGAGGUUGCACCAAUUCGUCGUGUACCUGCUGAGCUCCUGAGAGCGGUCUUCUUAGACAUAUUUGAGGAAGAUGCCACAGGGAAAGCCGGUUGGAUCUUUGCUGCGGUUUGUCGACGCUGGCGAAUAGUUUCUCUCGAAACUCCAAUGCUCUGGACUCGCAUCCGGCUUGUAACUAAACUCGAUGAUAGCGCGGAUGUUAUCCGGCUCUGGAUGGAAAGAGCAGGCCAUAGUAUGCCUCUUGAUAUCGAAAUAUACCUCCGUGUUCCUCAGAUAAAGGCUGCUAUUCCUGCGGAGUGUGGAUCCUCCGUUCUUCCACCCAUCGCCGCUAAUCGACGACCUCGAAGAAGGACAGGCGCCCUUAUGGAUGAUGGAGGCUAUUCUCCGCCCGUUGGCAAUGGCUCCGAGAGUUGGGGUCAUGUUGCCGUGUUUUAUCUGAAGCAACAGAUGCCUCGUUGGAAGCGAUUCGUCUUUCGAUACGACAGAGUCUUUAGCUCCCUUGCGGCUUUCAAAGGGAUCUCAGGGAAUGCACCCAAACUACAAGAGUUCGAAAUUUCUUCCAUCGAACCGUCCAUGAUCAAUUUCACCGACUGGACGUGGAUGCCAAAUAUCACGAACAUAACUUUGCCUGCUCUUCAACGAGUUUCAACCACAAAUAUACCUCUGCUACUGAACUCUUCUCUGCUUUCACAACCUCUGCACACUAUCUACAUAUCAGCUCUUUCUACCUCACCUAUCCAGGUUGGUUCUUUAAUGCAAAUGCUUGCCAAACAUGCAUCAACCCUGUGUGUUCUUUCUCUCAAUCUACCGAGCAUGACGCCUCCCGUUGUACCUGCUACCACGCUGCCUUUCACUAGCAAUACUCCGUUAUGCUUUCCACUCCUUGAAGAACUGUCGCUCGGCGGCCACAAUUUAAUGAGCCAGCUCGCAGGCGCUAUCACCACUCCUUCUUUAGAGGAACUCAAUGUCGACAUCGAUCUUGGCCGUGGCGGUAUCUCACAUACCAUGGCCCCAAAUGGUGCUGCCAAUGGAGUUCAACAUUUUUCCUAUAUUGAGGAAGUAGUCCAUGCUUUGCUUCACAGAGGUUCACCUGCGCCUGCUGACAAGUUGAAAGCACUCAGUAUUGCAUUUGGCUUCGGGAACGGUAGGCGGGCUACGAAGGAAAGGGAUUCUGACCCUUACCUUCAAGCUCUCAAGUUUGCUCAGGCUUGCCCCUGCGCGGGCACGACAUUUUUGCCGCCCGGUCACUAUGCCACUCCUACUCCUAGUGUCGUCCACAUCUCUUGGCAGUUUCUAGCUAGCCUUCCUGCUCUUCAGAGUCUUAAAGUUGGCUUGGGGGGUCAUGCGGGUCCUGUUUGGCCCUCGAACGUGAACACGAGUGUCAACAAUAUUCCUUAUACUGGUGGAAGCGUUGACAUCGAACACUUCCUUAGUUCACUUUGUGUCCCAGAUGAAGACUAUAUGACCGGUUCCGCUACCCUUGGGAUCCAUGGACCUAUCCCUGGACCUCCGGCAGGCAACAAUGUUGUCACAUUUACCGUCGGGUUUAACCAUCAACCUACCCUCAACAAUCAUAACAAUGCUGCUGCUUUGAACGCAAUUUUCGCAGGGGGAAUCCCGCCGCCGCCGCCAAUACAUAUUAAUCAACAGUUCAACCCCGGAAAUCUUGGGCUCCCACCACUCCCACCACCCCCUGGAGGCCCGGCGUAUAUUCCUCCGCACCAUAUGAUCAUUCCUAUGGGGGGAGGUCCAGGUCCAAAUCCAGCUCAAAUACCGACUAAUGGAUGGCUACUCCCCAACCUCACCGAGCUUGGCGUCAAAGCCGGGUCCACAAUAUUUUCCCCUGCAACUACUGGCGGUAUAAAUGCCUUGUUUUCUUCCUCCUCCUCUGCGCACUCGUACGGCGUAAUGUAUCCACCUAUCAUGCCAUCCUAUAACUCUUGGAGUUCGCUGGAUGACUCGUCUAAUAUCCCUGGAGCUGGUUACGUUCGGCGUUUACUCGAACUCAUCGAGGGACGUAAUCCCAAGACUGGUCAAGGUCAGAAUAUUGAUGGUGUGGUUCCCGAGAGAUUGAAAAGCCUUGAGAUCGUUCUGAAUGUUGCCGGAAUUCCUGCGCGAGGAGUCGGACAUGCGAAUGGUUUAUUCACGAAGAAUGGGAAUAAGGGGGUUCCUAAAAAGAAGGCCGCCAAAGAUAAAGAAUCAGAGAUGCCUUCAACAGCGGCGUUGGAAAAUUCUGAAGGUAGUGUGCAAGAGAUUGUUGCUGCUAUAUCUGCGUCGGCGUCUGGGUUGUCAAAUGUACCUGCCAAAGAGAAGGUCCUGAAGAGUCGGAAUACAAAUGCAGCGACUGCGCGUACGCUUAUUGGUUCUGAUUCUGCUACUUGGAUCGAGGAACGUAUUGAAGAGGUUAGUGUGAGGUGCGAAUGUAUGUUGGGAGAGAGUGGCGGUAUGGGCAUGCCAAGGAUGUGGUGAAAUGUGCGUACUAUAGUUGACGAACUUUUUCGGAACAUGGAUUCGGGGAUUGCUGUUCAGGAGGGUUAUUGUAUGUAUAUUCAUCGAUCUGUAUUCUAUUCCUGGUUCUGCUUGUCUUUUCCUUGUUCGAUAAUUACCCCUUACACUAUUUGUAUAUUGGAACCCAGCGCCCGCGGUUUUAGACGCAAUUAUCAACAAGUUUACGUAUGUCCAGUGUACUAUGUAUGCCUUGGGAAAGAUCCCUGACUUCACGAAGGGUACACUGACUUUGUUUGGAUAAGGUACUAAGCCUCGGCCUGAUAUUGCUCAACAGUCCGCUC